Messenger RNA from Suncus etruscus (white-toothed pygmy shrew), 831 nucleotides. It is a transcript of the gene CLEC12B, whose product is annotated as C-type lectin domain family 12 member B. Gene Ontology annotation, molecular function: signaling receptor regulator activity; protein phosphatase binding. NCBI's taxonomy places the organism in Eukaryota, Metazoa, Chordata, Mammalia, Eulipotyphla, Soricidae. Gene Ontology annotation, cellular component: external side of plasma membrane. The record is from RefSeq and is a predicted model, not a curated record. The transcript is spliced from 6 exons. Bases 1 to 831 code for a protein of 276 amino acids. Gene Ontology annotation, biological process: negative regulation of signaling receptor activity; natural killer cell inhibitory signaling pathway.
AUGUCUGAAGAAGUGACUUAUGCGACACUCAGAUUUCAAAAUUCUGCCGGAGCAAGAAAUUUCCAGGAUAGAAAUAACCUGAGGAGAAAAGGAUAUCAGAUCCCAUCUCCCAUAUGGCGGCAGGCAGCUCUGGGUCUGCUAGUUCUCUGCCUGAUACUGGUGAUGGGGUUGGUGACUUUGGGGAUCAUGUUUUUGCAGACAGAAUCUAAAAUUAAUUCAGAUUUAGAGAAAUUAAGUCAACUACCCCAAGUCAUCAACCACCACCAGGAUAUCUCAUCUCAGAUGCCAAACAACUCCAGUGACUUAUUAAAUGAGGAGAAAUCUCUCAAAGCACAGAUCUCCAGUUUGCUGAAAAGGCAGGGAAAAAUGGCCAUCAAACUCUGUCAAGAGUUCAUAACUCACAUUUCAGACCACAAAUGUAAUCCUUGUCCUAAAACAUGGUACUGGUACCAAGACAGUUGCUAUUCCUUUAUAGCAAAUGAAGAGAAAACUUGGAAUAACAGUCGAAGAGAUUGUGUGGAGAAGAACUCCACCCUGGUGAAGAUAGAUAGCUGGAAAGAGAAGGAAUUUUUGAAGUCACAAACAUUACCCCAAUAUUCUUUCUUCUGGUUGGGAUUAUCAUGGGAUCCAUUCAAUAGAAGUUGGCUGUGGGAAGAUGGUUCCAUUCCGUUUCCCUCCUUAUUUAGUACCACAGAUUAUGGCCAGAUUGAUGGAUCCCAAAGAUGUGCCUAUUUUCAAAAUGGCAAUAUUUACAUUUCUCGCUGUAGUGCUGAAAUAUUUUGGAUCUGUGAAAAGGCAGCUGCUUUAGUGAAACCUGAAGAUCUGGAUUAA